This is a messenger RNA of Cylas formicarius (sweet potato weevil), 7270 nucleotides long. RefSeq lists its product as uncharacterized. The record is from RefSeq and is a predicted model, not a curated record. Bases 552 to 7016 code for a protein of 2154 amino acids. The transcript is spliced from 7 exons. Lineage: Eukaryota; Metazoa; Arthropoda; Insecta; Coleoptera; Brentidae.
UAUGCUGUUGUCGACGUUAAAAAAUUAACACUUCCUUCCGAUUUACGGUAUUUGUUGACUUUAUCUACGCGAAUAAAUUAGCCAGCGGUAUUCUUCUUCGAGACCAUAAUUAAAAUUGCCUAUUACAACAGAACGUCCUGCACACACACACACUCAUAUACAAACACGCGCAUAUAUAUAAACUAACCGGCCCCCGUUUAUCCGACAAGUCUGAAAAGAAACCGUCGUCCUUGCAGUGUAAAUACGUUUCAUUGUGGUGUUCGCCAUUAGUCGAUCUCGAUCGGGUGUGAGAGGAGCAAGUUACGUCGGUGUUUUUUGACCUUUUGGUGUCGUGGUUCUAUGUGAUCCCGCCAGGGGAGAUCUCCGACAGUCUUCACUCUCUUCUCCCCCCGAAGAAAAAGAAAAGUGCCUAACAGUACUGGAUAAUAAUUUGUGGAUGGACUUAAGAAAUAAUUAGGUCAAACGAUACUUUAUCGGAGCACCGAUAAGUCGCACCUAAAUUAAAUGGUGCGCUUGGUUUUUGGGAACCGCAGCUACGAAGGUUACGUCGAAUGGCAACCGAUCAAAAUCAAGAAUUCGAACAACAGCGGCGUCUACAACAAACAAGAUGUGAUUCCGAUUAUCCAGGGAAUGGACGAAUCGACAGAAGGGUAAACUGCCAUUUGGAUGAUGUUUUGUAUGGGGUGAACUACAGUGAAAAAGAUGAUGAAGGGCCACAGGCUCCACGUCAAAAAAUGACCCCUAGAAGCAGUUUAACCGGCAAGGUACAACCUGAAUCGACGGACAGCUCUCAAAAAGCAGUAAUUAAAAUUGAAAAUAGGGAUAAGGAGACUUUAGAAGAUCAGCCUACGGAGAAUGCAAAAAUUGUAAUUGAUAUCAAUGGCGUGAAUAAUGCUGAUAGUAAAUGCGAUUUGGCAAAAGAAAUUCCAGCGGAAAGUAAUAAGAAUGACAAUUGCGUCAAAGUGAACUGUGAUAAAACUGAAAACAAAGACGCCCAAACUUGCCUUGCUAUUGAUUCUGGAGGUGGUGAUAGAAAAAACAACGAUGACUGUGAUCCUCUAAACAAGCAAAGCUGCAUGGAGCUGUCAUCUAGACCACAGUCUCCAGUUGAUAUAUUGGAUUCUAUAGAUACAAGGUCAAGUUUUCUUGCAAAAUAUUGCAACCCCGAGAAUCCUUUCUUUAAAGCAUCUUCAUGUCCUAGGGAGUCAUCGCGUAAGGAUGGCGGGCACAUAUCGUCUUACGAGCAUAAUUUACAAUUAACAAAUAAUAUUUUAAGAGAAAUAGAUGAAUUUUGCGGUAUCGCAACGGAAAACGCGGAUAAAGAACACGAUUUGGAAAUUCAUGGUUCUGAAACCGAUCUUCUAGAAGACACAACUUGCAGUAUCGUUCCUGAUCAAUUUCCAGAGAUUUUUCAAAAAAAUAAUGCAGACAAGAAAAAGAAAUGUCUGCGCCCGCGAGGCAAAUCUCUGACAAAUACUCAGACGGAUGUUAAAUUUGUGCACGGGCUUAGGAAAGUGAAAUCUCUAGGAGAUAUUGCUGGGGCAAGCUUGGAAGAGGUGCGCUUUGUCUCCGUAGCGAAACAGGAUUAUAAAGAUGAACUGUUGGAACUCUUUCAAUCUGCAGGUCCUCGCGCGGAUUCUCCGGAGAGCCCAACUCAUAUGAGCCAAGCACAGGCUUUCGCUUACUUUAAUGAUAGUUUUCCAGAUUAUAAAGAUGAAUUGCUUCAUUUAAUGAGGACGCCCGAUCGUGAAAGUGAUAUGGAGAUAGAUGCUGAGGUUUUAUCGAUCUCUCCUCCUGAUUUCAAUUCAAAUAUCGCGAAGAGAGAUUCAGUCAACGAAGAAUCAGUAACCAAAUCGAAGAGAAGGAGGUACAUGAGAAUCGAUAGCAGCAGCGACGAGGAUCAUCCUUCUACAAAAAGAGUCAAACCAAUCGACGAACUUGACAAAACGAAAAAUAGAGACAUUUCGAAGUUUUCUGAGGAAGAACCUGCGAAGUCGGAGUCCUAUCCAUCCAAAAGAAUGGACCCAAGAUUAUGCCGCUCCAAUAAUAGAAAUAAGCAUCUUAUUGAUAAUCCUUCGGAUGCAGGUUUGAUCAGAAUUGAAUUUCCCAAAACGUCCGAUAUAAUUGAUCCACGAAGGAAAGGCUGCACUGCGACUGCCAAAUCUGGCAGUAGCACCGUGGAGAUAUCUCCAAAGGAUAAUUCUAUAUCAUCGCAAUGGAACGGACUAAACAACGAAGGUAUUACCAAAGCCGAGUAUUUACGAAGAUUUGCAAGUAAAAAGCCCUCGUUGCCUGACAUUUCUCUGUCAUUGGAACCUGUUGUUAAGAGAAGAAAGAACAUUGAAAAAAGGAGGAGCACUUUUACGUGUAACGCCGAUAAUGAAAAAAUUUUGAAAAAGAUCGAUCCCAAAAUGAAGAAAUUGAAGCAGACAUAUUCGGAUUUGUUUGGAAGCAGUUCCGACGAAGAAGUUGAACAAAGAUCCCAGGAUAAUAACAGCAGUUCAAAAGAAAAUUUAAAUACAAAUUUAAAAUGUCGCCAAAAUGAGGAUAUGCCAAAAAAAAUUCUCGCUAAAUCUAAGCUAUCGAAGUCUUCGUCGGGAAAAAUUGUUGCGACUCGAAAACACAAAUCAACAAAAAAAGCAGCUGAAAUAACGCCAACUGUAUUAAACGAUGACAGAAUUGCUACCGAUUCGUCCUCGAUUUGUUCGUCCAGUAAUGACGUCGUGAAUAUACAACCAAAGAAACGUGGUAGGAAACCCAAAAAACUUGAUAAUUUUAGAAGGCCAUCUCCGGAAAAUACGACUCCCGUUCCGAAAGAAAGGUCAAAAGUUUAUGAGGAUAAUGCAAUUAAAACCGACAAUAUUAAGUCUCUAGCAGCUUUUUCUACAGCUAUCGAGCAGGAAUUGCCUUCAUUGCCGUUUGAGGAAUGCGUACCUUACAGUACUCAACCGUUUGAGUUACAUAUUAUUACAUCCGAGUCCAUCGCUGAAGAUUUUUGUUUAAAUAUCCCAUCAAUGUCAGACGGUCCCUCGACUUUUAAUUCGGCAGUUCUGCAAUAUCCUGCAGAAGAUGAUGAUGUGAUAGCAGUUGUUCAAUCAGUUCCAGUUAUAGAUUUGACGAUCGAAUCCGAGAGCGAAACGAUAACUCUUUAUAGAGAUUCUGAACAAGAUGCCGUUGCCCUAGACGAGGAAGAUGUACAAGCUGUUGCUGCAUCGAUUUUUGUCGGCGGUAAAUAUGUUACAUCGGCCGAGAUUCAGCCUGAUAAAGGGUCGGCGCCAAGUGAAAUUGAUCAAGAUACAAGCGGUGCAUCAAUCGGAAUUAAGCAGGAUUUAGAAGAAAAAAAUAACAACACCACCAAGGAAGAAAAGCUCGCAGCGGAUGUCAAAUUCAACGACGAUAAAGAUAAUAUAGUUCUAAUUAAAAAAGAUGUACAAGCUGGUGGUAACACUAACAAUGACGUUUCAAAUGCGGUGAUAGCGGUGCGGGAUUCUGGAAGCACUGAUCGGACAAAUGCACAGGAGCUAAAAACUAAAGUGGAAGACGAACCACCGGUCUCAACACCAAGUGAAAAAGGAACCACCACAACCAAUCAAGCUUCGAAUUACCUUGCCCAUGAACCGAGCAUUGAGGAGCAAACUGAUCAUGCCGUAAGUUCGAUUUUAGAAUUGAGCGACGCUAUUCCCAAUCCAGCCCAACUGGACGAUAAUUCGGGGAGUGGCAAACAUUCAAAAUCUCCAGCGAGAAUAAAUGCAGAAGGCUCACAAAGAGUUGUCGAUAGCAACUUGCGAAGCGUUGUAAUAACGUCAGUGCAGCAUGAAAUAUCUAAGAUUCCACCAGAUUCAAGGCGGCAACCAUUAUCUAAACCCAUUGGUGUCGAAGAGCCACCUUCUUUAAUUAGAUUUGAAGCUCCGAUUUCUGGGGAUACUAGUCGGUUUCAUGACGUGAACGUACGUGAAAGUGCAUUACCGCCAGAAAGGUUGACAACAAGCGAAAUCACAGAUAGAAUUGUAACAUUAUUUUCUUAUCACGUUUAUUUCUACUUCCACCUCCAUAAAGCUCAGGUUGCAUUCGAAGAUACUUUAAACUCUCUGAAAGGAUGUUCGUCUUGGUUUAAAUUGGAAUUACUCUGCUUUACGAAUAGCAUUGAAGCAAGAAAGGUAAGCAAAUCGCAGCAGCUUUUUGAGGAAUUAUGCGCUUUAAACAUAAUGGCGAAUUUUAAAUUGAUUGCGCCUAAUGUUUUGAUUGAAUUGGUCUUUCAAAGACUCCAGACAUUCGAUGCAUCAGGCAUUGCGAGGCAACAUGUUGUCCUUGUUGUUUUCCAACUACUAAAUGGUUUUCAUGAAAACAUAAGUAAAAUAGCUAUCGCCAAAAAUUUAUUGAGCUAUUGCGAAAUAGUUAUUGAUAGAAUGAAAUCUAAAACUAAAUUUAUGAGCAAGGAACAAAUAAAUCAACUCCUAGAGCAAAUAGAGUUUUCUAAUAACCUCAUAUCUUCUCGACGAAAUAACGACCGUCACGAUAAUUUAAAUAGUCGAAUUAGAAGUGUGGAAAAUGCGAACAUUUAUCGAAGUGGCAACGUCAAAAGAAUAUCGAAUCCUGUGCCGCAAUAUCAGAUGCGCAUAGGUCAAAAUGAUCAGAUUCGAUCGUCACAUUCUUUUGCCACAGAUCCUUCUACUUCAAUUGUGAGUAACCCCAUUAUAACCAACCACGGAGUAGUUUCAUCGAACGAGAGUAGUCUUAGGCAACAAGCUAAUUUUGAAUCCAUUGCAAAUCAAUCUGCCAGUCAACAACUACUGAAUUUGUGCAGAUUACAAAAUCGCAAACUUCCCGCUGGCACUACCAAUAUGACCGGUUCAAUCAUGGCGUUUUCAAAUAAUGCGGUGCCCAAAAAUUCGGAAACUUCUACAAACCAGACAAAUUUGUCGCUUCACACAUAUCACCGACCGGUUCCAAAUCACCUUCAGCAAUUACCACCAAGCGUUCAGCGUAAUACGCGUCUGCAAAAUUCCACUGAGCGAAAUUCAAAUUUCUCUCAAACCAAUUUCAACGUUGGAACUCCUGUUCAGUUGGGUUCGAAUAUUUCAAACAUAGUCCCUGGAAAUUCAACUCAGGAAGCUAAUGUGACACCACAUUACCAAUCAAUCAAUCAAUCUCGUAGCGUCCGUUUUCCAGCAAAUACUGAUUAUUUGCCAACAACUGCAAACGGCAAAACAAGCAACUCCUCUAAUAUAAGCAACAAAGAAAUUUUGAAAGAGGUUUUAACCAACGAAAGAUCAGUACAUUUUGGAAAUCAGACGAGCAGACCUUCAAAUCCGGAAAACUUAUCCGUAACGUCAUCUGGCAAUUUGGCAACACUACAGCGUCCACCUCCCCCCUAUGAUCAAAAUUGGGCUAUUGCGUUAUCAUCUUCUAAUGUCGACAGUUCCCUUAAUCCGAAUCAAUUACUUCAGCCAAACGCAACGAUUUGUCAACAAAUGAAGCGUAAUAUCACUAAAUCACGUGCAAGUGUUGACAAAACUUCCAAGCCCAAAAGUAGUUACACCAAAAAGAAAUCAAAACAAAAUAUAACCAACAAUUCAUCAAAUGAAACUAAUAUGUCACAACCAUCGCAAGUGUCUAUUAUGCCUCGGAAUUCUCAGCAGGUAUCGCCUCAACUACGCGUCGGUUUAGAUCGGUCGACUGACAUGAUUAAAAAAUAUCAGUUGUCAUCGGCGAAUAUAAAUCAAAAUACACAAUCGUUCGGGUGCUCUCAGUCACAAUUAAGACCAAACAACCUGUCGCGUUCUUCUGAGCCUCAAUACACCCAAUCUCCUACACUAUAUCAACCGCAGUCCAACUUAUGUGGUCAAGCCUUACGAUCUAUCUCACAUCCUCAACCACUUCGUGCAUGGGAAUCGUCCUUCGUCCAGCCGCAGCAGAAUUUAGUUGUGUCACGAUUGGUUCAACCAAUUAGGAAUAGCUUACCAAGAGACCAACCUCAAGGGUUGGCACCAAAUGCCCGCUCUCAACCGGAGCCUACGAUAGAAGCACCACGAUCCAAUAGUGAAAAUUGUAUGCCAAACUCAGCAGCUUGUCAUCAAUCUGCAUGUCUUCGACAGCAUGUUCUGCAUGCUCCAGAGUAUUUAGCUUCAAAUGACACAAAUUCCUCAGCAACUCCUGUAUCUAAUGAUCAGUCUCCAUUAUCACGUCACAGUCCCCAGUUUAUUAUAGCAAAUAGCUUAUCGUCGUUGCCAAGUGUGUCAAGUUUCCAGUCGCUUGUUAUUCCUCAACCAGAGUCUACGGUGGAAGCGUCCAGCUCCAAUAAGCGCAGUAGCGUAGCAAAUUCAGCACCCAGUCAACAAUCAUCCUUUUCGCAGAAAUUUUCUCAUAAUCUGCGUGCGUCAAUUACCUCAGCAACAUUCGUCACAAGUCCCUUAUCGGCAGCACAAAGUACCCGGCCAACAAUAAACGCUUCAAGCCCAUGUGUAGGGAACAGUGUAACAACAUCCGUAACAACUCCUUUGUCGCCACCGCGAUGCACUCAGCCAAUAAUAAGCGCAUCAAGCUCUUAUGACGGAAACAGUGUAGCAAAUACACUAACACCAGAUAGGCGUUCUCCAUCGGUCCUGCAACCAGAUGCGCAGCUUAACUCCAAUAUGUCUGAAGACUCAACCCUAUCAAUCCAAACUGAUGAUGACGUUGAAACCGUGGACUUGACUUGGAUCGACGAUCUAGAUGAAACGGAAUUGCAAAUAGAUCUCCAGUUGAUAUACGUCAAGAAAGAAGAAGAUGUCUUUGUGGUGCCUUCACCUGCAGAUAGUGGAAUAUCAAGCCCACCGAUGAGGGCCGAAGAAAACACAAUGGUAUACACGGUGCAAAAUCUGUGCAUAUGCAACAAAAAAGCCAAUUACAUUUGUGCUUGUCAGCAGGCUUGGUACUGCGGAACCAAUUGCCAGUUGUCCGACUGGGAAUCUCACCGCUUCAUUUGUGUGAUUUCAAACAACACAACACCAGAGCAAGGCCAUAUUAAUAGUACUUAAUUAUUGGUUAGUUUCUUCGGGAACAAAGUAACUACAAGGUUUCUUAGAAUCUUUUGGCUAAUUUUGUUAAUGCUAUAAAUAUGAUAGUAACAACAGGAGUAAGAUAAUAUUUUAUAAAAUUUUAAACUUCCUGCGUGCAAUUUGUUAGAGAUGCUUUUGGAAUUUAUUUUUAAUUUUUUUAUUUAUCUUUCUAGAUACAGAUAAGAAAGAUUUUGUUAUAUUUUUAUAAAAUUAGGUUUAAUAAAGAAGUUGAA